AUUUUGAGUAUAAUUGGAAAAGAAUGAUAGAUAAGUGUUUCCCUGGGAAAGGACCUCUUGGACACAGUUGGUUACAAGGUAUUUACAAGGUGAGGGAGAAGUGGUCAUCGGCUUGGGUGAAUUCUCAUUUUGGUGCUGGUAUGAAGAGCACCCAGUUAAGCGAGUGUUGCAACAGUAAUCUUCGUCAUUACUUGCAGUCAGAAUUUAGUAUUCCUAGAUUCUUUGUACAUUUUGAUAGGAUGCUUGAUAAUAAGAGAGAUGCUGAAGAAGAAGAGGAGUACAGAGCACUUUCUACGUUUGCUGAUUGUCGCUUUUCAAGCAGUGCUAUUGUCAAGCAAGUUGCUGAUCUAUAUACCCCAAAAAUAUUCCAGCUUUUUCUAGGACAGUACAAAGAAUCUCUUUCAUACAAUGUUUUCCCUAAUACAGAGUUAGCUCAAGAAGGGAAUGUAAAGAUCUUUGAUGUCUUUACAUUGUUAGCAGACUUGUCAAGGUUUGACAGCAGACUGCUCAUAGUUGAUUUUGAUAAUGGUGAAAUUAAGUGUACUUGUCGCAAGUGGGAGUCAAGCGGUUUGUUGUGUAAGCAUCAAUUGAGGGGAUAUGAUUUGUUGUGGUCUACAACUUGCAAUGUGAAGUUUCAUCACAUCCCUUCUAGUUUGAUUUUGAAGCGAUGGACAAGGACAGCAAAAACUGGUGGGAAUUUUGGAUUUGCAGUUUCGUCUACUGAGGCUCCGUCAAAGUAUCGGUCUCGCCUGUUCAAUAUUUCAGCUGUUUCUGCUUCGCUUAUCAGUAGGGUUUGUUUGAAUGAUGAUUUGUAUAAAACAACCAUGGAUUUCAUGAGUGAUUUGAUCAAGAAGUGUGAAGCUUUACCAACUGUUGAAACAGCUGGUACGGGUGGAUCGACCAACUGUGAGAGUGAUGUUCCAGUUCGAAAUGUGAAGGGGUUUAAGCCUAAGAAGGAUUCAUUUAAGCCUUCGAAACGACCUAUUACAGAAGCUGAGAUUGGAAGGGCGGCUAGUAGGAAGAAGAAAAAGACUAGCAGAUUGGAAGAGGAGAAAUUGAAGGCUGUGGAAGAAAGUUUGAAGUUGAAGUUGUGAUAGUUGUUUGAAGGCUGUGGAGUUUUAUUAGCUGUUGAAGGAUGUUGAUUUUUAUGUGUUUCUUGCAUAUUUGUUUUGUUUUGAAGUAGUAUUGAUCUGCACAUGUGAAGGACUUAAUGUUUAG
Linum tenue is the source of this 1218-nucleotide messenger RNA. NCBI's taxonomy places the organism in Eukaryota, Viridiplantae, Streptophyta, Magnoliopsida, Malpighiales, Linaceae. The record is from the annotation of a GenBank genome assembly.